AUGAAACGUGGUAAGACCAAGAAUCUAGUGUACUCAAAGGACUCACCUGCUCUGAGAGAAUAUAAGAACCUUCUAAAGAAAAUAAAAGAGGUACCUACGAAUCCUGACAAUAUAAUUAGAAGUGAUGAAUCAAUUUACGAGGAUACCAAAGAAGAGCCUCAAUUUGAUACCAGUGCUAAGGAAUACACUAACCGUGAGAACAUUGUGUUAAUAGAUAUAAGCGCAAAACUAGGAGACCUUCCAGGGCUAACAAUGCAAGAAAAUAAUGAACUGAGGGGUGUUCUUAACCCACCUAAUGGAUCAAGUGUAGAAGGUAGAACAGGUCCCAAUGGAGCGUUACAAGUUCAGGCUGACUACUUUAAUGAAGCUAUUAAUGAAACCGUGAGGCUAGCCAGCUCAGCGGAAGGUACAACUGCGUAUAAUUCCCUCCUAGAAAGAAUUGACAGUUUGAAGGAAGCUAGGGAUAGGACACUAGAGCAGAGAGUAGUAGAGGAAGCAAGAGAGGCACAACUAGGGGACAUUUCCAGAUUACGUAAAUUUAUAGACUGGGUAGGAAAGGAAAAGGUGGGACUUGUGGGGGUAGCAGUGUCAACAGCUAAUAGUUUAAUUACAGCUAUACUAAUCCAUGCUAGGGGAGCCAUUGUAGGGACAGCGAAGGCCACUUGUAAGGUAGCAAAAGCACUAGCAAAUUUAGCAAAGAAAGCAGGGCCUAUUCUAGUUCCAAUCCUGAACGUAGUUACAACUGCGCUGUCAUGGGGAGCAAAAGGAGUUGCCUGGCUAGCAUCAAACUUAUGGGUACUAGUUGUAGCAGCUGCCCUAAUUAUAUAUAACUAUUAUACUAAGUAA
This is a messenger RNA of Paramuricea clavata, 846 nucleotides long. Lineage: Eukaryota; Metazoa; Cnidaria; Anthozoa; Malacalcyonacea; Plexauridae. The record is from the annotation of a GenBank genome assembly.